Messenger RNA from Cadophora gregata, 1650 nucleotides. RefSeq lists its product as uncharacterized. Gene Ontology annotation, cellular component: membrane. Gene Ontology annotation, molecular function: amino acid transmembrane transporter activity. The coding region runs from base 1 to 1650 and encodes 549 amino acids. NCBI's taxonomy places the organism in Eukaryota, Fungi, Ascomycota, Leotiomycetes, Helotiales, Ploettnerulaceae. The transcript is spliced from 6 exons. Gene Ontology annotation, biological process: amino acid transmembrane transport. The record is from RefSeq and is a predicted model, not a curated record.
AUGUCGUCCAGCGACGAGAAGUCAUCAGCAAACAUGGCCGCCUCAACCGAAAAAUCUCCAGCCUACGAAGCGGGCGUCAUCAUGCCAGAAAUCGAUAUCGAGUCCCCCGGCGAAUUCCAAGAAGUGAAAGAACUUCGGCAGGGGCUCCAUCAGAGACAUAUCCAGAUGAUCGCACUUGCCGGCACGAUCGGUACAGGACUAUUUUUGAGUUCUGGACGAGCGAUAUCGAGGUCUGGUCCGCUGGGUGCGUUUCUUGGGUAUUUGAUCAUGGGCGGGACUUCGUGUAGUGUUGUGCUUGCUGUUGCGGAGAUGGGAGCGUUGGUUCCGUUGAAUGGUGGGAUUGUGAGAUAUGCGGAGUAUUUUGUUGAUCCGGCGCUGUCGUUUGCGAAUGGUUGGAAUUUGGUGUAUUCGUAUAUUGUUUCGAUUCCUGCUGAGCUCGUGGCAGCUGCAGUUCUCGUCGAGUUCUGGUUGACCAUUAACUCCGCCAUCUGGAUUACAGUCUUCGGCUUGUUGAUGAUCCUCACAUCCAGUCUGUUCAUCCGAGUAUAUGGAGAACUGGAAUUUGGGUUCUCGAUGAUGAAGAUUGCUUUGAUUGUCGGUGUCAACAUUAUGUCGCUCGUUAUUACCUGUGGCGGCGGACCUAAUCAUGAGCCAAUUGGAUUCCAAUACUGGCGUCGCCCUGGCCCCUUUGUUCAAUACCUUGGGAUUACAGGCUCUCUCGGAAGAUUUCUUGGUGUCUGGACUGCGCUCAACAAUGCUCUGUAUGCGUACUCAGGUAUCGAGAAUAUCACGAUGGCUGCUGCGGAGACCAAGUCGCCUCGACGAGCAAUCCCAGAUGCCGCGAAACGAAUCUUCGUUCGCGUAUUGCUGUUCUAUGUUAUCUCGAUUUUCAUGGUUGGCUUGACUGUCCCGUCGGAUGACCCCGAUCUCGCGCGGUACAGCGGAACUGCAACCACUUCGCCUUUUGUCAUUGCUGCGAAACGUGCUGGAAUCAAAGUCGUCCCCUCUAUCAUCAACGCUGUCAUUCUCACUUCCGCCUGGUCUGCCGGCAACUCCCAAAUGCUCGGCGCAACUCGAGUUCUCUAUGGUCUCGCAAUGGACGGUCGAGCUCCCAAGAUUUUCACAAGACUGAAUCGCUUUGCCAUCCCAUAUUUAGCAGUCGCAUUCUUCAGCGUCUUCAUGUGUCUCGGCUUCAUGACCCUUUCUGAGGGCGCCAGUGUUGCCUUCGACUGGCUCCAAGAUCUCGUGUCGAUUUCAACAUUGAUUAAUUGGCUUACGAUUUGUGUGACGUACUUGAGAUUCUACUAUGGGUGCAAGAAGCAAGGGAUUUCUAGAAGUUCUCUGCCUUGGUCUGCACCACUGCAACCUUAUAUUACGUGGGUGUCGGCGACAAUAUUUGUCCUUUUGUUGAUUACCGGAGGGUAUGCGACCUUCAUCCAUGGCCAUUGGAGCAAUGAGACAUUUGUCUCGUCGUAUAUAAAUAUUCCCCUGUUUGCGAUUUUGUAUUUUGGGUACAAGUUUAUCAAGAAGACGAGCAUUAUUGCGUUGGAGGACAUUCCAAUUCAGGGGUUUAUUGAUAUUGCGAAUGCGAAUCCGGAACCAAUCCCGGAAAGGAAGCGUGGGCUGCGGAGAUUCAAUAUUUUGUGGUAG